Molecule: messenger RNA, 3452 nt
Organism: Chinchilla lanigera (long-tailed chinchilla)
Lineage: Eukaryota; Metazoa; Chordata; Mammalia; Rodentia; Chinchillidae
Gene: Tnfaip1
Product: tumor necrosis factor, alpha-induced protein 1 (endothelial)
Exons: 7
Coding region: 212-1162 (316 amino acids)
Biological process (GO): negative regulation of Rho protein signal transduction; proteasome-mediated ubiquitin-dependent protein catabolic process; protein ubiquitination
Cellular component (GO): Cul3-RING ubiquitin ligase complex
Molecular function (GO): ubiquitin-protein transferase activity; protein binding
Source: RefSeq, a predicted model, not a curated record
UCACAUUCCGGGAUCGCGGGCGGGCAGGUGGCCACGGGCUUGGGGCGGCACUGAGUCCGCUUGCCACUCAGCUGAAAGCAGAGGAGCCCCCGGGACGUGUUGAGAGUAUGAGGCUCUGGCCUCCGCUCUGGCCUCACUUGUGACCACUUCCACCACAGUGGAGCCUUCCAAGCCCACGUCCUGUCGUGUGGUGAUCUACCUGCAGCGGGAGAUGUCUGGGGACACCUGUUUGUGCCCGGCCUCGGGGGCCAAGCCCAAGCUAAGCAGCUUCAAGGGAGGAGGGCUGGGCAACAAGUACGUGCAGCUCAACGUGGGUGGCUCCCUGUACUACACCACCGUGCGGGCGCUCACGCGGCACGACACCAUGCUGAAGGCCAUGUUCAGCGGGCGCAUGGAGGUGCUGACUGACAAAGAAGGCUGGAUCCUCAUAGACAGAUGUGGGAAGCACUUCGGCACCAUUUUGAAUUACCUCCGAGAUGACACCAUCACCCUCCCUCAAAACCGGCAGGAAAUCAAGGAACUGAUGGCUGAAGCAAAAUAUUACCUCAUUCAGGGGCUGGUGAACAUGUGCCAGACUGCCCUGCAGGACAAGAAGGACUCCUACCAGCCUGUGUGCAACAUCCCCAUCAUCACGUCCCUGCGGGAGGAGGACAGGCUCAUCGAAUCCUCCACCAAGCCCGUGGUGAAGCUGCUGUACAACAGAAGCAACAACAAGUACUCCUACACCAGCAACUCUGACGACCACUUGCUGAAAAACAUCGAGCUGUUUGAUAAGCUGUCCCUGCGCUUCAAUGGCCGCGUGCUCUUCAUCAAGGACGUCAUCGGUGACGAAAUCUGCUGCUGGUCCUUUUAUGGCCAGGGCCGUAAGCUGGCAGAGGUGUGCUGCACCUCCAUCGUGUAUGCCACGGAGAAGAAGCAGACCAAGGUGGAAUUCCCAGAGGCCCGCAUCUAUGAGGAGACUCUGAACGUCCUACUCUACGAGACCCCUCGCGUUCCUGAUAACUCUUUGUUGGAAGCCACAAGCCGGAGCCGGAGCCAGGCUUCCCCCAGUGAAGAUGAGGAGACCUUUGAACUACGGGACCGAGUGCGCCGCAUCCACGUCAAGCGCUAUAGCACUUACGAUGACCGGCAGCUUGGCCACCAGUCUGCCCACCGCGACUGACAAGACCCGCAGGCAGUCUGGGCACAGGAGGCCCUGUCUCCCAUCCUGUGGAGCCCCACCCCAUCGGCCACCCCCCAUUGCUGCUGUCUGGGUGUCUUGCUGCAGCACCCAAAGCAUGACAGGCCUUGCCUGGGAGGUCAGGAGGCCUGGGCAGGGGAGAGGGGCUGUGUUCCGUUGUCCUGGCCUCAGGCACUUCCAGAUGCAUCUCCCUCCACAAGGAGCUGCUUCUGCUCUGGGAUGAAUGGACUGACCUCCCACCUCCUGCCAAGAACACUCCCUUAGCUCCUUUGCUGAGCACCCCCUUUCUCAGUUGAGGCCCACAGGAAGCUUUACUCUGGAGAGAAAGGUGGCUUUUGGUGCUGUGGAAGCCCAAACUUUAGCAGAAGAGGGGCUUCUUUUUUCCUAAGGUGUCUAAGCACAGGUUUGAUGACUUUUUUUAAAAAAAAAAAAAAAAGGAAAUUAAUAGUUUUAAAUCUAAUAAAGGGCCUGGACAUUUCUGCCACCCCUGCAGAGUGCAAGGGCCCUGUGUAAGCCAGACCCUCUGGGCCUUUUUGAUGCCUUUGGGCUCUGUCUUUAAAGCACUUUGUACUGAUUCAGGAAGUUUGUCAUUUGCCCUGACCGAUGUCUUUUUAUGAUCCUAAUCCCCUUUUGCAGAAUCAGUCUGAAGGAGGGGAUAAAGAGGAACCAAUAAGAAAUCCUCAUAACCAGCCAGUUUGGCUUUGCCGGCCUGGCCAGCCAGCCCCAAGGGCAUCAAGGAAGGAAGGAUCCUCAAGUUGGGACCUGUGGUAUUAACAGCAUCCUGUGAGACCAGACAGCUCACCCCCACGGCUUGGAGGGACUGACAGGAUUGUUCUUUUUUGAUUCUGGUCCUCGAGGGCAUGCUGACCUCACAUACCAUAAAGCCAGAUCCUAGCAUAGGGGCCUAGAGCUGGGCCCCAGGAAGUCCACAAAGCCUAUGGACAACGCACAGUGCGGGCCUGUGCUCCCAGCUGCCCCUGUGUAGAGGUGGCCAAGGCUUGUCCGUAUGUCUGCCUUCCCUGACAUCCGUGUUAUUUAUUCGUUUGUAUCCUGGCUAGGAGAAGGCGGUUGUGUGCCGUGGUGUCUCUGGGCAAAGUAACCACAACAACCUAACCCCCUUGAAGACCUUCAUUCCUGCUUGCUAGGUCAUCUGGCCAUGGGGAUGUGGCACACCAGCCAGGGCAAGUUCCCCCUCGGAACUUUGGUUUUCAUCCCCUUGUUUGGCGUGGCCCUCAGUGGGCAGCUUAUCUGAAUUCUUUCCAGAGGAGUGCUGUCAGGGAGGGAGCCGCGCUACCAGCCUAACAAAGCAGGGUGGCCGUGGCCAGUCCCACUCUCAGGAAGGAACACGGUUGCCAGGCUCAUCCCUCAACUAUCAAGACUGCCAAGUGGCUGCUCACUGCACAUCCCAGAGCCUACAGGCAAAUACCAGGCCCGGUGAUGGACGCUCAUGAGGACCUGAAAUGACAGGAUGGGGCAAGGCAAAUAUGACUUACUAAUCAGGCAUUUAUUAGUCACAAUCUUGAAUGUAUAAAUAGCUCUCAGGCCAGGUGUUGGUAACCAGCUAGUAGUCUUCCAGCCCUCACCGGGAGUUAGGGUGACAAUCCAUUUCUUUGGCCAGAUUCAGGCUUUGGCUUUGUGUCUUUCCUACAGACUGGAAUGUCUCAGCCUGAGGCCAUAACGCUAUCUUCUCAGCUGCCCUCUGGAAGGCCUUUAGUAAAUCCCCAGCUCCCUGAGGUGUUUUCAUGCUUGUCCUUGGACCUCUGCAUUCACUCCACCUGCUCAUUAGUGCUUUGACAUUCAGACCCUUGGCCAUCUCAGGGGUACCUAGCUCUGAUCCUAAGGAAGCACAGUAGUCUGGGGCUGGGCAUUCUUCGUUAUCUCCUUGAUCUUAAGGAAAACACUAAUACUGAAUUCACUGACCUGAUCUUAGCUUCUUUAAUCAUUCUUUCUGGCUUAACGGUUGCAGGAUUUCUUAGCCUCAUUCAGAAAACGCCUCUUGGCAGUGUGAAUUUUUGAACUUCAGCCAAGCAAGGGAGAAAUAAAAGAAUGGAUUAAGGUCAAACUUUGUUGGUUUCUGAGAAAACUGGAAGCUUGCUGUUAACAACAUAGAUGAGGACUUGUUUUUGAUGAAUCUGGUGCGAGACCAUGGUCUGCCUGAAGAAUCCUGGCAUGAGAAUUUUUCUUUUGUCACAUAACCGCAAUCCUUUGUUGUUUAGCCUAAGUGAUGGAAGUAAACACUAAUUUCUAAUAAAACUGUUAUUCUACAGUGGUA